GAAGUCUGCUUGAAAAGAAGAGGGAAAAAGUUUCGUUUCUCUGCUCCAUCCACUUUCGUUUCCUGAGCGCCCUGAAGACGAAGCAGAAGACUUUCCUUAGAAGAGAUCCAGCAGAGAAGCAGAUCCUCCUGCCGGUGGGGAUUCCCGAUUCCCUCCAACCAGUGCUGAUCCUUGCAUCCCGGCUGGAAGAACUCCAACAGGGCAGUAUUUCCUCCCAACAGCAGUGUAAGAACCUUAAAACAACCCUUCCCCUUCAAGAAAGUCAAGUGCCAGCAAAGUACCAGCAAAGAAAACAACAACAACAACUCCGGAGCUCCUCAGGGACAGGCACCAGAAGUGUCAACAACACACAAGAACCAAGCAUGGCCGUGGCCGAAGACGCCAUCGAGAUUCCAGCCCUGGGCCGCCCCUUCCAGCUGGGGAUGUUUUAUGACUGUCGCAAGGAUGCCCUCAUCCCAGGGGUCACCCUUUGGGACCACAGCUCUCUUCAGAAGGACCUGACAACCAAGCCUCAGCCCAAGACAGCAACUGAAAUCAUUGCAUCUGACAGCAUUGAUGACAAGACCUCUGCCCUGGACAUCUCAGGAUCCCUCGAGGCCAGUUUUCUUGCGGGGCUGAUUGAUGUGAGAGGGUCAGCAGAGUAUCUUCAUGACACCAAGAAGUCCAAGAAACAGGCCAGAGUCACUGUUCAGUACAAAACCACCACCAGGUAUGAACAGUUGACAAUGAGCCACCUAGGAAUCCAGAAUGUCUCAACCAUCUUUGAGCAGGGCACAGCUACCCAUGUGGUCACUGCCAUCCUCUAUGGAGCCCAGGCCUUCUUUGUGUUUGACCGAGAAGUUCCUUCAACGGAGAUGGUAAAAAAUAUGGAAGAAAAUCUCCAUGUUACAAUUAAGAAGAUGAUAUCCGCCACAGGAGAAGCAGAGGUCAAGCUAAAUGAAGAAGAGAGAGAGAAUGCUUGGAUGUUCAGUUGCACAUUCCAUGGAGACUUUUCCCUGGACAAAAAUCCAGUGACUUUCCAAGAUGCCAUGAAAGUUUAUGAAACUCUCCCAAAAAUGUUAGGGGAACAUGGGGAGAAGGCUGUGCCUAUGAGGGUCUGGCUCUACCCGCUGACCAAACUGGACAGCAGAGCAGCUAAGAUGGUCCGUGAGAUCAGCCUAACAUUGAUCUUUGAUGCUCAAGACAUCUUGGAGGAACUCAACGAAAUUGAGAUGCAAAGCAAUGACGUAGCCAACAGUGCUGACAAAUUCCCUGAAAUCAAGAAAAAGAUCCAGAAUUUCAAGAAUCUGUUAAAGCAACACAUGCAGACUUUCCAAAAACAGAUGGCCAGAAUGUUGCCUUCUAUCCAGGGAGGAGGGCAGGAGGAAGGGACCCUGGUGGACCUCUUGAUGUCCAUCAGGGAGUCGCCCUUCAAUAGCCAAAGGCUCUGUGAAUUUCUGGACACCAAGGAAAGAGAAAUUAAUCAUGUCAACUCUUAUUUGACUAUUCUAAGUGAAGAAAAAGUUAUCUCAUCCAAGACCAAGCUGGAAAAAAUAGUUCUUGACCCACAGAAUUUAUAUGUAGUCUCCUUUAUAUUCACUUCUCUACAUAAAACAGAGCCGUUUCUGUUGAGCCUACAGGAUUGGCUUCAUGAUCAUUUGGUGCAAGAAUCCAUGAAGUCGACAAGGUCCAGUCUUGGGCAGGAGGAGGACACACCCUGGUUUGAAGACAAGGAGAGGACCCGCAAUGCUCGCCGAACUGCCAAAUCCAUCAAAGACUUUUUGAGCGUCAAUCAAUCCAAUGAGAAGGUCUGCUUUGUUGUGGCCUCUCUCCCAGAUCUGGACACACCAGGCCCUACCACGCAUCUUUAUGAAGAGGGAGAGCUGGUCACCAAGAACUUUGAGUUGCCCUCAAAACCUCUCCCUUUCCUGAUCAGUGAACUGAGACAUGACAGCAUUCAACUGAAGUUUCAACCAGCUGAACAUGGAAAGGCUUCCAUCUCCAACUAUUUGGUAGAGUACAAGGUUGCAGGAGAAGAAAACUGGAAGACCGUGAGGACAGAGGAUGCCAGGGAGAUGUUCCUGCUGAAAGAUCUGCUUCCAAACACAGAGUACCAGUUCCAGUAUGUGCUUGUUGCAAGGUAG
Pantherophis guttatus is the source of this 2123-nucleotide messenger RNA. NCBI's taxonomy places the organism in Eukaryota, Metazoa, Chordata, Lepidosauria, Squamata, Colubridae. The record is from RefSeq and is a predicted model, not a curated record.